AUGAGCAUUAUUCCGACCUCGCAGCAGAACUCACGCACCCGAAAGAAGGAGGAAGAGGCUGAUGCUUUUAUGCGCCUUCCUGACCGCGAGAUCGUAGGCUGUAUUACCGACAUCGGCAUCACAUUUACCGUUGCAGAUCUCCAGAAACCAAAUGCUGCCCACGUUCAGCAAAUAUUCGAAUGGUUCGCCGAGCUUCUUCUCAAUGCGACACGCGAAACUGUCGAGCCGGCCAUGCGUGCCGCCGCCGAGGAUAUCGCCGGAGAGUACGCAGAUGUUAUUCCUUCCGACACUCGCAACCUGAUGGGCUUCUAUGUGUCGCUGCGGAGGUUGUUGUUCGAGUGCGGCAUCACCGAUUUUAGCUUCAACGAUUUAUACAAACCGUCAUACGAUCGUCUUGUCAAGAUCUUCAGCUACCUGAUCAACUUUGUCCGGUUCCGCGAGUCCCAGACAGCUGUUAUCGACCAACACUACAACAAGGCCGAGUCAACAAAGACCCGUAUCGAGACGCUAUAUGCACAAAAUCAGGAGAACGAGGGCCGACUAGAGGACAUGAAGCAUAACCGCAAGGCGAUGGAGGCUCAGGUCCAGCAAAAGACAAUGAGGAACGAAGAGCUCAAGAAGAGACUCCUUGAGCUUCGAAGGAACCAAGAACGAGUAGCUGCGCGACUUGAAGAGGCCAAGCAAAAGAAGGGCGAGCUCACUACUGCACUGGAACAAAAGACACAUGAAAAGGUGACUUUGAAACAAGAAAGCACGAAACUGCGACCUUAUGUGCUCCAGAGCGCCUCUGAUCUUCAGGAGAACUUGGCCGAGUUGCGCGACAUUCUCAACAACGACAAGUCACACAUCGAUGCCCUGGACCGAAGAGCACGGGCUCUUCAGACAUCGACGGAUUCUUUCUCGGUCGUCUCAACAGAUGUUGCGUCAUGUAUCAAAAUUCUUGAUGAGAUUGCUUCAGAAUUGGCGAAAGAGGAAGAGGAAUUGGCACGGAAUGCAAAACAGCGUGAUGCUCUUUCAGAGCGCAGUAACAAUGCGCGCGAAGUCGAGCGCACCGAGACUAUGCUGAAACGCCAACUGUCCAAGUGGAUGGAGCGCACAGAAAAGCUUCGUGAGCAGAGCAAUCACAAGGCACACGAGGCCAAGGAGAAGAUGCAUGAACUCCGGGCGGUUCACAGGCAGCUUACUGAGGAGCACACGGAAAAGGGCAAGGAGAUGGAGGUUCGACGUGUCAGGAUCGAGCAGACUGAGAAAAAGAUGCUUGACUUGAAGGAGAAUAUUGAGAACGAGGUUCACAGCGCACAUGAAGAGUAUCGCAAGAUGGAGGCGCACAUCAAGCUGUACAUUGCUGAGAUGGAACAAGCCAUUGCUUAG
This is a messenger RNA of Fusarium poae, 1371 nucleotides long. RefSeq names its product kinetochore-associated Ndc80 complex subunit nuf2 (gene NUF2). The record is from RefSeq and is a predicted model, not a curated record. The transcript has 2 exons. Gene Ontology annotation, cellular component: Ndc80 complex; kinetochore. Gene Ontology annotation, biological process: kinetochore organization; mitotic spindle organization; meiotic chromosome segregation. NCBI's taxonomy places the organism in Eukaryota, Fungi, Ascomycota, Sordariomycetes, Hypocreales, Nectriaceae. Gene Ontology annotation, molecular function: protein-containing complex binding. The coding region runs from base 1 to 1371 and encodes 456 amino acids.